Colletotrichum karsti is the source of this 1008-nucleotide messenger RNA. RefSeq names its product succinate-CoA ligase. The record is from RefSeq and is a predicted model, not a curated record. Gene Ontology annotation, biological process: tricarboxylic acid cycle. Bases 1 to 1008 code for a protein of 335 amino acids. Lineage: Eukaryota; Fungi; Ascomycota; Sordariomycetes; Glomerellales; Glomerellaceae. Gene Ontology annotation, molecular function: succinate-CoA ligase (GDP-forming) activity; succinate-CoA ligase (ADP-forming) activity. The transcript has 4 exons. Gene Ontology annotation, cellular component: succinate-CoA ligase complex (ADP-forming); mitochondrion.
AUGCAUCAAAACCUCAGGUUCAUCCAUCUUGCCAAGUACUUACGACCCAUCGAUGCGGCAAAAAGACAGUUUUCAUCGACUGCCAGAAGGCGCAACUCAUACGAGCAAGAUACCAUCGCGAAUUUGAGGAUAGACAAAAGCACUAGAGUGAUCUACCAAGGUUUUACAGGGAGGGCCGCCACUGUCAACGCGAAAGAUACCAUUGAGUAUGGCACCAACAUCGUUGGAGGUGUGUCCCCUGGAAAGGGCGGUCAAGAACAUCUAGGCUUGCCUGUGUUCAACACCGUGAACGAGGCAAUGGAGAAGGUUAAACCUCACGCAAGCGCUGUCUUCGUCCCCGCUCAGUUUGCAGCCGGUGCUAUAAUUGAGGCCAUUGAAGCAGAAGUGCCUCUUGUGGUGUCAGUCGCAGAGCAUGUCCCGGUUCUCGACAUUGCGAGAGUUCAAGAGAUCCUGAGGACGCAGUCAAAAACCCGUCUGGUAGGUCCCAACUGUCCGGGUAUCAUUGCUCCGGAUCAGUGCCGCAUUGGCAUCAUGCCCUACAAACAGUACUCUAGAGGAGUAGUCGGCAUCGUGUCGAAGAGCGGAACACUCAGUUACGAAGCUGUUGGUGCAACGACGAAGGCCGGGCUAGGGCAAAGCAUAGUGGUCGGGAUGGGAGGGGACAUGAUGCCUGGCACGACGCUCCUUGAUGGCCUGAAGCUGUUUUUCGAGCAUGAGGAAACCAAGGGUAUCAUUGUUAUUGGCGAAAUCGGUGGCGAAGCGGAACUACGUGCUGCCGAGGCGAUCGAAGAGUACAACAAGACGACGCGGAAUCCGAAGCCGAUAAUCGCUAUGGUUGCCGGAAGAACAGCACCGAAGGGAAAGACGAUGGGACAUGCAGGUGCUCUAUUGACGCCAAGAGAUGUCUCAGCUGACGCAAAGGCGGCAGCUCUGGAGAAAGCGGGAGCUAUUGUGGUCCCACAUCCAGGGGUGAUGGGGGAUGAGAUGAGGAAGCUACUUGGGCUAUGA